Molecule: messenger RNA, 359 nt
Organism: Racocetra fulgida
Lineage: Eukaryota; Fungi; Glomeromycota; Glomeromycetes; Diversisporales; Gigasporaceae
Source: the annotation of a GenBank genome assembly
AUGAUCAACAUAAAAUAAUUCUUGCAGCAAUCAAUGAGUUUAAAAUUUAUCCCACUAAUCUUAAAUGUCUUAGUAUAAAUAAAAUAGCAAAAGAUUAUGGAAUUCCUAAAACAACUCUUCAAUAUGCGAUAAAAAAUGACAGCCCUCCUAAUCGCCUAGGUCCACCUACCGUCCUAACUGAGCAUGAAGAAAGCCAGCUUGUUGAUCAACAAGAAUCUGAACCACCUUUUCCUAAAAAAAGAAAAAUAUUUUUGUUUGCGCAGCUUCUUACUUGCGAAGAAAGUUGGGAGCAGUUGAAAAUGGCAAAUGAAGGAGCAAAGAAAAAAACUGAAGAAGCGAAACGAAAAAAAGAAGAGUAG